Molecule: messenger RNA, 3492 nt
Organism: Lates calcarifer (barramundi perch)
Lineage: Eukaryota; Metazoa; Chordata; Actinopteri; Centropomidae
Product: protocadherin gamma-A3-like
Exons: 1
Coding region: 614-3076 (820 amino acids)
Biological process (GO): homophilic cell-cell adhesion
Cellular component (GO): plasma membrane
Molecular function (GO): calcium ion binding
Source: RefSeq, a predicted model, not a curated record
ACACAUUAUUUUUGUUCCACAAUAAAAGAAAAACAUGCACAUUUUCUUAAAGCUAACUAUUUUUCACAUCAUGUAGAUGUUUUAUUUCCUGUAAGAACUGCUGCUGUAUUUAUUUAUUGCAAUCUGCUUAAUUGAAAGCAUAUUGUUCGGGGUUAAGAUUUUAUUUUAUUUCUUCAUUUACUUUGGAUAGGUUAUUUUCACUCCACAUUUUUUCAUUUUUCCACUGAAAACAAUGUGAUGUGUUAGAGUUUGCUUUUAUUUACAAACAGUAUCUUUAAACUCAGCCUCUUCAUUCAAUCAACUCUAUUUUUUAAAGAGUGUUAGUACUGUGCUCUUUGGCUCGUUUGAAAUUCACCCUCUAGACUCUAAGGGACGCUGUUGGUCAGUAAAAUAUUUUCUGAGUUGUGUCGUCAUUCAGUUCAUCCCCCGAACUGACGAUACAGUGGGGAAGACUCUCAGUGUUUUUUCGACGUUUGGGGCGAACAUAGUCUCACAGACUUGCAUGUAAACGUUGAAGACGUGUUUAGAUGCAACCAGGAAACGGAUAUAUCAGAACCAGAUUUACAAUUGAUAUCAAUCGGAUAUAAGUAAUCUUUUUCGAUUGUUUGUUGCCAUGAUGGCACUUCGAGGAUCUCCCACCUACAUAUCCUUAAGAUGGCGAUUGUUUUGUGGACUGCGACGACAAAUAGGACUGCUUAUGUUGCUGCUUCAUGCAAUGAAUAUGGUAGGUGGUCAGAUUCGUUAUUCCAUACCAGAGGAGAUGAAGAAAGGCUCAGUUAUUGGUAAUGUAGCGCAGGAUCUUGGUUUGGAUCUGAAAAGGCUCCAUUCUGGGCGGGCCCGUAUCGUGACGGGAGAAAACGUUCACUACACCGAGCUGAAAACAGACAAAGGGAUUCUAGUCGUGAAUGAGAGAAUAGACCGAGAGCAGCUUUGUGGAGACAUAACGCCAUGUAGCUUCAGUUUUGAGGUGAUUUUAGAAAAUCCAAUGGAACUGCACAGAAUUACAGUUGAGGUUUUGGAUAUAAAUGAUCACGCUCCCGUCUUCCCAAACAAAGAUAAACCUAUCAGUUUUGAAAUAAGUGAAUCGGCUGUAGUGGGAGUGCAGUUUCCACUUCAGAGUGCAGAGGAUCUAGAUGUGGGGCAGAACGCUUUGCAAGAUUAUGUUUUGUCACCAAACGACAAUUUUAUUUUGAAGCAACAUGCAAAUCCAGACGGAAGUAAAUACGUUGAAAUGGUGCUACAGAAGCCUUUAGACAGAGAGCAACGUCCACAUUUGUCUUUAAAGUUAAUCGCAGUUGACGGAGGAACACCACAGAGAUCUGGUACAGUAAAUAUAGAUGUCACUGUUUUAGAUGCCAACGACAAUGCUCCAGUAUUUAACCAGUCAGUAUAUAAAGCAUCUGUGAUGGAAAACACGAUGAGAGGCACAAACAUUAUUACAGUAAAUGCCACAGACGCAGACAGCGGUUCAAAUGGAGUCAUCGUUUACAGUUUGUCUAAAAUGAAAGGGAGUGCAGCAGAUAUAUUCAGUAUUGAUGAAAAUACUGGAACGAUUUCUGUAUCUGGUCAAAUAGAUUAUGAAAAAGACAGAAAAUAUGAGGUUAGGGUUGAGGCAAGAGAUCAGGGUGGUCUCACCGGGACCAGUAAAGUUGUACUGGAUGUUAUUGAUGUUAACGACAAUGCCCCAGUCAUAAAUAUAAUGUCACUUUCUAGCUCGUUGUCUGAAGACUCACGUCCUGGUACAACGAUUGCUAUUUUGAACGUGAAAGAUGCAGAUUCUGAGAAAAAUGGGCAAAUAAAAUGUUCUAUAGAUGGCAAACAUCCCUUUAAAAUCGAGUCAUCUUUAACAAACUAUUACAAUUUAGUUUCAGAUCAACAUUUUGACCGCGAGUCGGUCUCAGAAUAUAACAUAACAAUAACAGCCACGGACUUUGGGACUCCCCCACUUUGUAGCUCAACAAAAUUACAUCUUAAAAUCUCUGACGUAAACGACAAUGCACCAUUUUUUGAUAAAAGCAGUUAUUCUGCUCAGAUCACAGAGAAUAAUUCACCUGGAAUUUCAAUAUUUGCUGUCAGCGCGAGGGACUCUGAUUGGAACCAAAACGCCAGAAUCUCGUAUCUUUUAGAGGACACACAGGUCAGUGGUAGUCCAGUUUCUACUUAUGUGUCUUUAAACUCUGAAACUGGAGUUCUUAGCGCGGUUCGCUCCUUUGAUUAUGAGCAAAUUAAACAACUUCAGCUAGUAGUCAAAGCUCAGGAUGGAGGCUCUCCUCCACUCAGUAGUAAUGUGACUGUGAAAAUACUGAUCCAGGACCAGAACGACAAUCCUCCUCAGGUUCUAUAUCCAGUCCAGACUGGUGGCUCUCUGGUGGCUGAAAUGGUGCCUCGUUCAGCAGACGUGGGCUAUCUGGUGACUAAAGUGGUGGCUGUUGAUGUGGACUCUGGACAGAAUGCCUGGCUCUCCUAUAAACUGCAGAAAGCCACAGACAGGGCGCUGUUUGAAGUGGGCUUACAGAAUGGAGAAAUAAGAACUAUCCGCCAAGUGACUGAUAAAGAUGCAGUGAAACAAAGACUGACUGUUAUAGUGGAGGACAACGGGCAGCCCUCUCGUUCAGCUACAGUCAUUGUUAACGUGGCGGUGGCGGACAGCUUCCCUGAAGUGCUGUCGGAGUUCACUGACUUUACCCAGGACAAGGAGUACAAUGACAACCUGACUUUUUACUUAGUGUUGGCUCUGGCUGUAGUUUCCUUCCUCUUCAUCACGUGUUUAGUGGUUAUUAUAUCAGUGAAAAUCUACAGAUGGAGACAGUCUCGCAUCCUGUGUCACUCCAAUCUCCCUGUGAUUCCAUAUUAUCCACCACGUUACUCAGACACUUUGGGGACAGGGACUCUCCAACACGUGUACAAUUACGAGGUGUGCAGGACGACUGACUCCAGAAAGAGUGACUGUAAGUUCGGCAGAGCUGGUAGUCAGAACGUGUUGAUAAUGGACCCCAGUUCUACAGGGACGAUGCAGCGAAUGCAGAGUGAAACGAGCAUCCUGGAUGAACCAGACUCUCCUUUAGAGGUGAGUUAGGAUAACCUUACCUUUCCUCUGAUCCUGUAUGUUUUUCUCUCUUCAUCUUAAAUGGUUGCACUGAUUAUGCAUACUUGAACACCUUGCUUUAAUUUUCAGCACCAGGGAUAGCGCCUCAGGUUGUUUGAAUCAUUUUGCAAGGAUUCUGCCUCUGUAACACCCUGUGCAAACGUAGCAAUGGCUUUUAAAACCACGUUCUACGAAUUACGUUAAAAUGCAUCUCUCUUGCAUUUCCAAAUUAUAUUGUUUUUGACUCUAAGAAAACUAGAGACAUCAGGUAAAUACUUCUGUCAUAGGAUUAGAAAAAAAACAGAACCUCUCACGUCUGGUGUUGAUGACUUGUUCAAAUUCAAACCUUUCCUCACCUUUGCGCUGCUUAUCAAUAUUCAAUAGAAGUUUUAUUUUGUACGCUUUUG